AUGUUUUCUAGUUUUGGAUCUUCCGUGUUUGGUGGAGGUAUGCAAGGAUUUGGAGUACCUGCAAGUAACACCUUUGAGGAAUAUUUUAGAUGUUAUCCAAUUGCAAUGAUGCCAGAUUUGGUACGAAAGGAUGACGCAAACUACGGAGGCAAAAUAUUCUUACCUCCUUCAGCAUUGAGCAAAUUGACAAUGUUACACAUCAGAUAUCCCAUGUUGUUUGAACUCAAGAAUGAGCAGAAAGACCUAUUGACGCACAGCGGUGUUUUAGAGUUCACUAGUGAGGAAGGAAGAUGUUAUAUCCCUCAAUGGAUGAUGAACACAUUGAAACUACAACCAGGAAGCUUGAUCAAGGUCAAGAAUUGUGACCUAAAUUUGGGGAAAUUUGUCAAGAUAGAACCACAAAGUGUCGACUUUUUGGAUAUCAGUGACCCCAAAGCAGUCUUAGAAAAUGUUUUGCGAAAGUUUUCCACCUUAACCGUGAAUGACGUGAUUGAGGUGAACUACAACGAUUCAAUUUAUGGAAUCAAGGUUCUUGAGGUAAAACCAGAGAGUACAAACCACGGUAUUUGUGUUGUGGAGACAGAUUUGGAGACCGACUUUGCUCCUCCAGUGGGGUAUGUGGAGCCCGAAUACAAGCCCAAAAGUGUUACACCAUCCCUGCUGAAACCUAUUGAUCCCUCAAGUGUAAACAGGGGUGCUGGUGCUGCAACCAUGGCCAAGUCCAUCAAUUAUGCAGAACUUGUGGGUAACGCAGCAACAAAUGGAGGAUCCGUGUCAAAAUUCGGAGGAUCGGGCCAGAAAUUAUCAGGGAAAAAAGUGGAAGAUGCACAACUGGCAAAUGGCAAGUACAGUGUGGAUGAUUUAGAUCCCAAUGCCCCAGCCGUACCAUUAAUUCUACCGGAGAACCAAUUAUUCUUUGGUUUCCCUGUGGUGUUGCCUACUCAAGAAGAGAUAAACGAGGGUAUCAAGGAUGAACAAAAGAGUCAACAUGCAUUUUCUGGAUCGGGCCAGUCAUUGCGACAAAGUAAAAAGAGAAAGGACAAAAAUACAAAUCAUCCAUCUUUAAAGAACCAUGAGCGAAGUCCCGAUGUUAUAGAAAUUGAUUAG
Messenger RNA from Lodderomyces margitis, 1107 nucleotides. RefSeq names its product polyubiquitin-binding protein. Gene Ontology annotation, cellular component: VCP-NPL4-UFD1 AAA ATPase complex. The record is from RefSeq and is a predicted model, not a curated record. NCBI's taxonomy places the organism in Eukaryota, Fungi, Ascomycota, Pichiomycetes, Serinales, Debaryomycetaceae. Bases 1 to 1107 code for a protein of 368 amino acids. The transcript has a single exon. Gene Ontology annotation, molecular function: polyubiquitin modification-dependent protein binding.